AUGUUCAGGCAAGUCAUCACUGUUGCCGCUUUAUUAGCAGCUGCGGUCGCCCUGCCACUUACCGAAAACUCCGGUUCCUCGUCGGCUCAUACUAGAGAUACGAAUGUGGUGUUGGAAGUUGAAAGCCAUGUACUUCCAUGCGUUACCGAUUCAACUCUCAACUGCCCAAAGCAGUCACAGAAGAUCAAAGGAGACGUAGACGAUGGCAAAACCAAGGGGAUAAUUUUGCGCAACGACGACAGUGAGGCUCGCAGCUUCUUUUUCUACAGGAAUAGUUGCGAAUGCGUGCCACUUAAGCACAUUACGAUUCCUGCUAAGGACAAGGCUUUCGUUGCCCUUGCCGACGACUUUCAAGGUCGAGUGAUGCGAGGCACCGAGGCCAACAACCUCGACGGCGCUUCUCACAUCUUGGGGACAUGGAUGGAAUUGACGAAUGUGGCCGCAACCGGCCAAGGCUGGGCCGACGUGUCUCUAAUAAAGGGGUGCGACGGCGCCGUGAGCGUCAAGUCUUUGGAUGGCAGCGAAGUGAAGACAGGGUUUUCAGAAUGGCUCUUGGAUGAUGCUCCCGCAAGUGCCUACAUGCUAAAGAGUGGUGGAGCCAAAGUAAUCAAACACACCGAGGAGCUAACGAAUAUCAACAUCCUAGCGGCUCCCAGAGACUACCUUGCCAGCAAGAUUGGCUACAACAAAGCAUACCUCGAUGAUCACUAUGCUGAGCGGAAUAUGGGAGAGCCGGUAAUUAUGUCGGCAAAUGCGCGAUUCGAUAUCACUUUCUAUAAGGGGCGUCCCUGA
Neoarthrinium moseri is the source of this 792-nucleotide messenger RNA. RefSeq lists its product as uncharacterized. The record is from RefSeq and is a predicted model, not a curated record. The transcript has a single exon. NCBI's taxonomy places the organism in Eukaryota, Fungi, Ascomycota, Sordariomycetes, Amphisphaeriales, Apiosporaceae. The coding region runs from base 1 to 792 and encodes 263 amino acids.